UUCGUCACUCUCCGCUCGAAUAUGGAGUCUCUCAAAUCCUCGUUCAUAUUCUCUCCUCCACUCCUACCUCGUUCGUUUGAAUUGAAUCAAACAUUCUUGAAGAAGAAGAAGAAGAAGCCCCUUACUGGACGUAAGGUAAUGCCCGUUCACUCCUCAGUCCAGCCAGACCCUUGGUCUCCCAAAUACGGCGACCCUACUAGUCCAAAGCCUAGGAGCAGGAAUCCCAAGAAGCCUUUGUCGGAUGACAACGCUCGUCGCAUUAUCAAGGCCAAAGCUCAGUACCUGAGUGUUUUGCGUAGGAACCAAGGUCCACAAGCACAGACGCCGAGGUGGAUCAAAAGGACCCCAGAGCAGAUGGUUCAGUAUUUGCAGGAUGAUAGGAAUGGCCAUUUGUACGGCAAACACGUAGUGGCCGCUAUCAAGAAGGUGCGAGCUCUGUCCCAGAAGGCAGAGGGAGAGUACGAUAUGAGAAUGGUGAUGGGAUCAUUUGUGGGCAAGCUUAGUUUUAGGGAGAUGUGCAUUGUUCUCAAAGAGCAGAAAGGGUGGAGGCAAGUCGGGGACUUCUUUUCUUGGAUGAAAUUACAGCUGUGCUACCGCCCAAGUGUUAUUGUCUACACAUUAGUAUUGCGUGCAUAUGGGCAAGUUGGAAAGCUUAAACUUGCUGAAGAGACCUUCUUGGAGAUGUUGGACGCAGGCUGUGAACCAGAUGAAGUUGCUUGUGGCACUAUGCUCUGUUCAUAUGCCAGAUGGGGGCGCCAUAAGGCUAUGUUGUCAUUUUAUUCAGCAGUAAAAGAAAGGGGUAUUGUAUUAUCUGUCACUGUCUUCAACUUUAUGCUGUCUUCUCUACAAAAGAAAUCACUGCACAGGGAGGUUGUGGAGAUAUGGAGGGACAUGAAGGGAAAAGAGGUGAUGCCUAAUAAUUUCACUUUUACGGUUGUCAUCAGCUCAUUCAUCAAAGAAGGAUUGCGUGAAGAUGCUUUCAAGACUUUUGAAGAAAUGAAGGAAGGUGGAUUUGUUCCUGAGGAGGUAACCUACAGCCUACUUAUUAGCUUAAGUGUGAAAAAUGGCAAAAAGGAUGAAGCAGUAAGACUAUAUGAGGAUAUUAGAUCUCGAGGAAUAAUUCCAAGUAAUUACACCUGUGCUUCACUCCUAUCUUUGUAUUACAAAUACGAGGACUACUCUAGAGCCCUUUCCCUUUUCUCAGAAAUGGUGAGCAAAAAUAUUCCUGCUGAUGAAGUCAUAUGUGGUUUGCUUAUAAGAAUUUAUGGAAAGCUUGGCUUAAAUGAGGAUGCUCAGAGAACAUUUGAAGAGGCAAACCAGCUGGGCCUACUCACUGAUGAGAAAACAUAUUUAGCAAUGGCACAAGUCCAUCUUACAUCAGGAAAUGUAGACAAGGCCUCAGAAACUAUUGAACUCAUGAAGUCUAGAAACCUAGGGUUCUCUCGAUUUGCAUAUAUUGUAUUAUUGCAGUAUUAUGUGAUGAAAGAAGAUUUAAUAUCCGCUGAAGAAACAUUUUUAGGACUUAAGAAGAUGGGACCGCCUGAUGCUGGUUCUUGUAAUGAUAUGCUCAACCUGUAUGUGGGACUUGGCUUGAUUGAUAAGGCCAAGGAUUUUAUUGUCCAAGUAAGAAAGAAUCAGAUGCAUUUUGAUGAGAAGCUUUAUCGUACAGUGAUGAAGUUUUAUUGUAAGGAGGGAAUGGUACUAGAAGCUGAAGAGUUGACAAUGCGUAUGGCUGAGACUGAAUCUUUUAGAGAUAAUAAAUUCUUCCGGGUGUUUUAUUGGGUUCUUAGCAAACACAAUAGACAUGAACAAUCUGAUGACAAACUCAUGGACAUUGAUGAACCUGACACUGUAGCUCUUGGGCUAAUGCUCAGUUUAUAUCUGACAACUGGAAAUUAUAGCAGGACAAAAGUGAUAUUGGAGUUACUUCUUGAUUCUGUUGCUGGGUCAAAUACGGUUAAUCAGCUUAUUAUCAACUUUGUCAAAGAGGGAGAAAUCAGCAAAGCAGAGACUAUCAGUCAUCAAGUAAUGAAGCUUGGAAGAUUGGAAGAUUUUACUGUAGCUUCUUUGAUUAGCUAUUAUGGCAAACAACAUAUGCUGAAACAGGCAGAAGAUAUCUUCAGAGAAUAUACCAAUUCUCAUAGAUCUGGUGAACUAGUAUAUAAUUCUAUGAUUGAUGCAUAUGUAAAAUGUGGUAAACAAGGUGAGGCAUGUUCACUUUACGAGCAAGUAACAGAGGGAGGGCAUGAUCUGGGUGCUGUUGGAAUUAGCAUUCUUGUGAAUGCUUUGACUAAUGGAGGAAAACAUCAGGAGGCUGAAAGUGUUGUCAGAAGAAGCUUGCAAGCAAACAUAGAGCUUGAUACUGUGGCUUAUAACACCUUUAUCAAAGCCAUGCUUGAAGCAGGAAAACUUAAUUUUGCUUCUAGUAUUUAUGAGCACAUGUGUUCCUUCAAAGUUGCUCCUUCUAUUCAAACAUUUAACACAAUGAUAAGUGUUUAUGGGGAAGAUCAGAAGUUGGAUAGAGCUGUAGAGAUGUUCGGCAAGGCUCGUACAUUGCCUGUGACUUUGGAUGAAAAGACAUACAUGAAUUUGAUUGGCUAUUACGGGAAGGCUGGUAUGAUACAUGAUGCUUCACUGCUGUUCAGUAAAAUGCAUGAAGAAGGGAUAAAACCUGGAAAGAUCAGUUAUAAUAUUAUGAUCAAUGUAUACGCUAAUGCGGGGCUCCUUCACGAAGCAGUGGAACUUUUCCAAGCUAUGCAAAGACAAGGCUGUUCACCUGACUCUCUUACCUAUCUUUCCCUUAUUCGGGCAUAUACAGAGAGUCUGAAGUACUCAGAAGCUGAGGAAACCAUUAAUGCUAUGCAGAACAAAGGCGUCUUGCCAUCCUGUGCCCAUUUUAACAUUUUACUCUCUGCAUUCACAAAAGCAGGGCUUAUCGAUGAAGCCAACAGGGUGUAUAAGAGACUAUUGUCUUUUGGUUUAACUCCUGAUCUAAUAUGUUUCCGAACAAUGCUGAGAGGUUACCUGGAACAUGGGCAUGUGCAAGAAGGUAUUAACUUCUUUGAAAGUAUAAGCAACUCGAUAAAAGGAGACAGGUUCAUGUUGAGUGCUGCUGUACAUUUCUACAAAACUGCUGGUAAGGAAAGCAAAGCUGAAGAAAUAUUGAAUUCAAUGGACAAAUUGGGGAUCCCAUUCCUGAGGAAACUUGAAGUGAGGUCAGGGUCAAAGACUCCAUUAGAAAACAAACCCAUUUAAGCAAUGGAUUUGUAGGAUAUGACUAAUGUAACAGCCGAGUAUUUUCUACAGGCACUGGAUGGUUUAUUGAGGAGACAGAUAGAGAGUGGUGGCAGGUGUGGUCCAAUAUCUUAUAUUUGUACAGUGAAUUUACACCUUUGUCCUUUUAUGGGUCCCAAUCUACCCUGCUGCUUUGGUUUUUGACU
Molecule: messenger RNA, 3440 nt
Organism: Neltuma alba
Lineage: Eukaryota; Viridiplantae; Streptophyta; Magnoliopsida; Fabales; Fabaceae
Product: pentatricopeptide repeat-containing protein At5g27270-like
Exons: 8
Coding region: 22-3255 (1077 amino acids)
Molecular function (GO): protein binding
Source: RefSeq, a predicted model, not a curated record